Dichomitus squalens LYAD-421 SS1 is the source of this 2235-nucleotide messenger RNA. RefSeq names its product FAD/NAD(P)-binding domain-containing protein. The transcript is spliced from 10 exons. Gene Ontology annotation, molecular function: FAD binding; monooxygenase activity. The record is from RefSeq and is a predicted model, not a curated record. Gene Ontology annotation, biological process: secondary metabolite biosynthetic process. Lineage: Eukaryota; Fungi; Basidiomycota; Agaricomycetes; Polyporales; Polyporaceae. Bases 546 to 1925 code for a protein of 459 amino acids.
CUGUGAUUCCGUCAGAGCUCUUCUCGGCUGAAUGCAACGUCCGUUAGUAGAACGUCCUUAGUGUCGGCGAUGCACAUCGAUAACGUUGGCGCACUGCUAGUACUGACCGCUAGAGCACUGACCGGUGAUCAUCCAAAUAUAUUCGUGCAGGAACAGAUGGGCCAACGUGGCAUACAUCAGUAAUCUCCUUGACAUAACUGUGAAGCAACACGGCAUUCGAUCCGGUUUGACGCGUUCAGCAUUUUUAUUGACUUAGCGAUGGGAUUCUACGCCUUGCCGGGCGUCGUCUACGCUGGGGCUCUUCCUUCCAGUCGUACUAGCCGACUCCAAGCGAUGAGAACGAACGAAGCCCGUAUGGCAUCUGGAAUGGGCCGCAUUUCUGGUCGCCGCCGGGGUUGUAUAUGAUGUCUGAACUCAUUUGCUUCGAGACGCUCUCGACUCUGGACUCCCAAUCCACCCCGGUCUUUCACAUGUGCACUCACCCCGUCCUUCGCAACAACACAUAAAGCAUCUCCAGUUCUGCUCUCCGUCUUUCGCCGCAGCCCAUGAUGUCUGCUAUACCCUCCCCGGCUGCCCUCUCCCUCGACUUCAUCGUUGUUGGCGGAGGUGUUGGCGGCCUUGCCGUCGCCUACGUGCUCAGCAAAGCAGGACAGCGGGUCAGAGUCCUUGAAAAGAAUGGCAUGGAUCUGCCAAGCGGCGGGCACCGCGUGCCUCCCAAUUUUAGCAAAAUCCUCCGACAGUGGAUCGGCGAGGAGGAGCUCAGGAAGCUAUCCGUGCGGUGUGUUGGCUCGCCAUCAUUCAACUUACGAACUGGGGAGGUUGUGGGAUAUUUAGAGUGGAAACCUGCCGUACUCGCCGAGACCGGUGGCGACUUCCUCCUAAUGCAUCACAAGGACCUUGUGAGGACACUCCACAAGCUUGCAACAGAUGCAGGCGCCACUAUCGACUACAACACCGAGGUGACCUCCGUGCGUCAGGGGACGGAAGAGGACGCUAAACCCACUGUGACUCUUGCAAGUGGGGAGGUCAUUACAGCCGACAUCCUGGUGGGUGCCGAUGGGUGCAGAAGCCUGGUGCGACAGGUGGUUUCAGAGGAGGAGGACUGCGCGGAGCCUGGUGGCAUGACGCUUUAUACCGGGGUCGUCGAUGCUGAAGAUAUGCUGGAUGACCCCGACCUCGCGCCAUUCAUACUAUCUGAUGAGUGGGCAAUCGGUAUGGCACCCGGUCGCAGCAUGGCCGGACACCCCGUGGCGGCGAAGAAACAGUAUGCAUACCAUAUCUAUUCUUGGAACAACUUGUACGGGCUUCCCCAGGGCGGCGAGGAAACUUGGGACGAAAUCUAUUCCACAGCGAAUCUUGACACCAACGCUUAUGGCUUGGCAGUUCAGAAGGCGCUCAAGCUGACGACCAAUCUCAUCCGUACCCAGUGGAAGACUCGCGACAAAGUAGACGAAUGGAUCGACUCUACUGGCCGAAUUGUUCUUCUCGGCGACGCCGCGCACCCGUCCUUCCCUGGCGGCACACACGGGACUAGCAUGGCAGUCGAGGAUGCAGUCGUGCUUGGUUCACUGUUCUCCCAUCUGAACAUGAUCGACCAGGUCCCUUCCUUCCUCAGUGCGUACCAAGAGCUUCGUCAGCGACGAUGCGAGCUCGUUAAUGCCGCGGAUGUCGGAAACGCGCGGAUGGUGGCACUCCCCGACGGCCCCUUGGCGGACAAGCGCAACGCCGACAUGCGCGCAAAAAAUGACGAUUGGGACGAGGGCACGCUCAAGGCCCAAUUCGAGGAAAUCGCCGAAAUAUUCGCAUACGACGCCGGAGAUGCGGCGGAGGAGUGGUGGGUGAACUGGGGUCGGUUCAGCGCCGCGGCACGCGAGCAGCCAAGCAUGACGGACUUCUUCUCGGGGAUCACCAUGCACCAUUCCUGAAAAGCGUAUAUUGCGCCGCGCGGCGUCAUUACAAGAAUGGCUCUCGUACUAGCUGAUGGGUGGCCGUCACCUAUGUGUCUGUCGAGUCUUGGCCCCACCCUUCCAUUCGCAGAAGCGCAUCGUCGGGAUGCGGACCUCGACUCAUUGCCUUCGUCCAGCUCUCAUCCCUCACGAAGUGAGAUAUCAUCGUCUAAUCACUGCCAUACAUACACCGCUCGUCUCAGAUUCCACUCCCUCAGUUUGUCGUCCGCCUUGCUAUGCUCAUGCUUCGUCACGCAAGAUCCUUUUACGUCUUAAUGCUCACGUCUUC